AUGUCUUUUAACGGGGUAUUUGAUAGAUAUAAUGGUGUAACCAUUAAUUCCAAUGAUGAACCCUGCGCAGUCGAAAAUUUUAGAAUCCAACUUGUGAAUUCCUUAACACACUGGAAUAAUGAAAAGCGAAGAUGUAUUUGGUUUAAAGUUAAUAUUAAAGAUGCUGCUUGGGUUCCGAUACUGGCAGAAGAAGGCUUUAACUUUCACCACGCAAGAGAUGAUUUUGUCAUGAUGUACAAAUGGCUUCCUCAGGAUCGAUCAGCCAAUUUGCCACCGUCUUGUCAUACAAAUUUAGGUGUUGGUGGUUUAGUUUUUAACAGCAAAAACGAAAUACUUGUGGUAAUGGAAAAGCACUUUGAACACCCACAUUGGAAACUGCCUGGUGGUUAUGUGGAAAGAGGUGAGGAUAUUAAGGAUGCAGCUAUUAGAGAAGUUAAAGAGGAAACUGAUGUUGACACAACUUUUGAGUCCAUGGUUACCUUCAGACAUACUCACAAAGCCAUGUUUGGUAAUUCUGACAUUUACGUUAUUGUAUUGUUAAAGGCCACUACAGAUACAAUAACAAAAUCUGAAAUAGAAAUUAAAGCUUGCAAAUGGAUGCCCGUUGAUGAAUUCCUAAGCCAUCCUGAAGUUAUAGAUUUUAAUAAAACAAUUGUAAGACAAGCUCUAGAUGAAAAAAGAAGAAAUAUCAAGCUAGAUCUUCAAAAAAGUACUCUUAAGCUUAAAUCAUUUACAAGGGAUAUAACAUGUCUUACCAUUGAAGAUUUAUAG
Molecule: messenger RNA, 771 nt
Organism: Leptosia nina
Lineage: Eukaryota; Metazoa; Arthropoda; Insecta; Lepidoptera; Pieridae
Source: the annotation of a GenBank genome assembly